AGACAAGAAUACACUGUGAGGUCUAAUUUCGCCAUUUUGUACAAUCGUCGACGAAAAACUCUCAGACUGACUUUGGAAUCUUAACUACAACUUCAAAAUGCAGGGGUUGUCAUUAAAGUCACUGAGGUCGCAUUAUGCACUAGUUCCUCUGUUUGUCUCGGUGGUUGGAGGUGCUGUUUUCGCUGCCUUCUAUGUCGGACGUCUUGCACUGAAAAAUCCUGAUGCAGCAUGGGACAGGAAAAACAACCCCCACCCAUGGACGAGGAUAAAGCCUGAUCAGAACAUAAAGUUCUACGCACCUGGGGGAAUCGACUUCAAGAAUCUGAAAGCAAACGGACCCGACAUGAAGUAAAUGCUCUUCAAAUUGCAGUUGUGGCAAUGACAGCAAUACCGUUUGAUUUGAGUCUAGCGUCACUUGGAAACAGCAGAUAUGCCUCCUCUGCUUAAAAUACAUUUAAGAUUUGUACAAAGAAGUUAUUCGUUCAGAAAAUUAAUUACGAUCUUAGAGUUAUAGAGACAGCCAUUUGUAAUUAAUUUUAAAUAAAUGUGUGAUUUUUAGUGUUUUGUUCAUGCUUUAAACUUGGUUUCUGUUGUCAUUUACAUGAAAUAAAGGGGUGUAGUGUGAAAACUAAAAAGAAGGUCUGUAUAGAAGGCUGUAUCAGUCGGACAAUGAGACUUCUGCCAUUUAUUUUGUCAUUUAUUUCUAACAAAUGGUUCCUUCUGAAGAUGAACAAUUUGCCAUUCAAUAAUCCCAUCAUUUAAAAAAAAGAAAAAACGGAUUGUUACUUUUGGAAAAACUUUGGUGUGUCUCAGGCCUGGAAUUUCUUGUUUGAGGGCCAUUGUCAUUUUACAAAGGGCACUUUCAUUGGAAGGGGCUCCAAGGCCAGUACCAGUGUGACAGAAGCCUGCAGUCGCCCUGGCUGCUACAUAAUUCCAGGUCUGCUUUUCUUGCAUAUGGCGAACAGAAUCCUUUUCAUUGUUUGCGUUUCCUUUCUAGUUGCACUCAUGUAUUUAUAAAAAGCAUUUCCGUUAUUUAAUUUGUCAGAAAAUAAUUUUCUCAAGAACUCCACACUUCACAGAAUAUCCUUUUAGUUUGAAAAUGCAAGAGUUAAAAGUGUUUUUUUUUUGUCAAAAUAAGAGAGAGGCUUUAGUCAAAGAAAUUCAAAUUAAUACUAUGAAUAGCUUUUCAUGUUAAAGCUGAAAAUAAGUCUGUUAAAGUUUAACUCAUAUUUGGCUCAUUCAUGCAGAAAGGCUAUCUGUGUAGUAAGCAAAGUUUUCUCAGGUCAAGUAGAGAAUUGAAAUUCAGGACUUUUGUUCUCUUAGAAUCUUCAAGAAAAAUUGUUGUAGCUGCCACACAAAAUCUUUUAUAUAGGCCUGGGGUAGCAACUUGCCCUCAUUUGACUUUUCCUUGACUAAAACUGUGAGGUUGUUGCAAAAUUGUUGUUUCCAACAAUAAAUCAAGAGUUUAGGAAAGUUUUUAUGCAACCAAUGUUCCAACUUGGUUUAUCUGUGAACUUUACUUCCUUGCUCUAUGAUGAUUUCAGACACAUUUGUGUAAGCACAAUGUUUUCUCUAACAAAAAACAACAUCUAUGAAGUCGGAUCUAGGUCGGAGUGUGCUUUUCCUGUAACAUUCAAUCCUUGCAAGCACAAACUUUCUGAGGAAUCUGGGAGCCAGUUUCAUAAAGCUUAUAAAGCAAGAAACCUUCACUUUGCAAAGUUUUUUUGUGUAAAGUUAGCAGGGAAACAUUCAACAAUACUGUGGCAUUUUUGUGUUUUUGCAGUCUCAUAUAACCUGUUUAUGCUGAGCAUGGUUUAUCUGUGCUAAUCGGUUUUGUGAAACUGGGGCCCUGUCUCCCAACAUGUUCAAUUAAUACCAAUAUUAAGUGUGAUUUUAUCUGCAUGCAGGUUGCAUAGUCUUUACAUUUGCACCAUUUAUAAGAUCGAAAAUGCUGAAAUGGAAAUAAACAGUUAUUGAUUGAAAUAAUUGAACACUU
This is a messenger RNA of Asterias rubens (European starfish), 1996 nucleotides long. RefSeq names its product cytochrome c oxidase subunit NDUFA4-like. The transcript is spliced from 4 exons. NCBI's taxonomy places the organism in Eukaryota, Metazoa, Echinodermata, Asteroidea, Forcipulatida, Asteriidae. Bases 98 to 352 code for a protein of 84 amino acids. The record is from RefSeq and is a predicted model, not a curated record.